Rotaria sp. Silwood2 is the source of this 399-nucleotide messenger RNA. The record is from the annotation of a GenBank genome assembly. NCBI's taxonomy places the organism in Eukaryota, Metazoa, Rotifera, Eurotatoria, Philodinida, Philodinidae.
AUGCGCCGUCGAUUACUCUUUACUAUCGUCUUUUGCUUAUUUUUUGUGACUACUUUAUCGAUUCAAUGUUAUACGGGCACUGAUACCCAAUGUGUAUUAGCACCUAAUAUCCAAGAUUGUGGUCCAGGAGAAGUUUGUAUAUGUGUGAAAUAUCGUUUUAAAUGUACAAACGAUGAUCAAGCUUGUAGUCAACGAGAACAAUUGACAGGAGUUACAAAAUGGGCAUAUACAGUGGUGUCUAAAAGUGUAUGUGAAGCAUUGAAAAAUCCAAUGAGUGGUGCUUCUAGUGUGCAAUGUUGCUCAACUAAUCGAUGCAAUCGACCUGAUAAUGGCAAAUGUUCAUGGUCUCAAACUCGUCGUCGAGUUCUACGUAAAUUUACUGAUUUACUCGACUUCUAA